UCACCCUGACUCCGCUGCCAUCUUGGGUCUGAAUUAAGUUGAUCCCAGUCUCUUUUGUGGCUUCUGUCAAAUCGGAAGGUCUGAGAUCACGAAUAUCGAGACAUUUAAAUCGCCGUACACUUCCGACUCCUGUCAGCCUUCGACUUGAGGAAACCCAUAAACCUACACCUGCAAAGAGUCUUUCAUCACCACCUUACCGCAAAACGCACAUUAAAGCACACGGAUAAAGGAAUGACUGGAAUGAGGAAGAAUUCGGGCAACGUUUCCAAAGACUGUUUCCACACAGCUGUGUUCCUGUUGACCUAAGCUCAGAGCCUGAAUGGAGGCCCACGGUUCAGCGCGACUGUCAAGGAAGAGAAAGAGAGAUGGUUCAAACGGAGAGCCAGAGGAAGGAGAAAAACCACUGAAGUUCAAAAGAUGCACGGUGGGUCUGAAAUAUCCAGCUCCUUAUGCAGAUCAGCUCGAGUCAAUGGAAGAUAAGCAGUAUCAGCGUGUCACCAUAGAGGAAGCUCGCAGAGGCACGCCACCCGACAGACCUGUGCGGGUGUACGCUGAUGGGAUCUUCGACAUGUUCCACUCAGGACAUGCUCGCGCUCUCAUGCAGGCUAAAUGCCUCUUUCCAAACACUCACCUUAUUGUAGGUGUUUGCAGUGAUGACCUCACGCACAAGCUAAAGGGCUUCACCGUCAUGAACGAGGACGAGCGCUAUGAUGCUGUUAGUCACUGUCGCUAUGUGGAUGAGGUGGUCCGGAAUGCCCCAUGGACUCUUACACCAGAGUUCCUCACCAAACAUCGGAUUGACUUUGUGGCCCAUGAUGAUAUCCCAUACUCCUCAGCUGACAGUGAUGAUGUUUACAAGCACAUCAAAGAUGCAGGAAUGUUUGCACCAACCCAAAGGACAGAGGGCAUCUCCACCUCUGACAUCAUCACGCGCAUCGUGCGAGAUUAUGAUGUGUACGUCAGACGGAAUCUUCAGCGUGGCUACACUGCAAAAGAGCUGAACGUCAGCUUCAUCAAUGAAAAGAAGUACAACCUUCAGGAGCGUGUGGACAAGGUGAAGAAGAAGGUGAAGGACGUGGAGGAGAAAAGUAAAGAGUUUGUGCAGAAGGUGGAGGAGAAGAGCAUCGACCUGAUCCAGAAAUGGGAAGAGAAGUCCCGGGAAUUCAUUGGCAACUUCCUGCAGAUGUUUGGACCGGAGGGAGCACUGAAGCACAUGCUGAAGGAGGGUAAAGGUCGAAUGCUUCAGGCCAUCAGUCCAAGGCAGAGUCCCAGCAGCAGUCCCACACGAGAGCGCUCGCCUUCCCCAACCUUCCGUCUGCCCUUCUUCAACAAAACCUCCCCGCCGUCCUCCCCAUCCUCACACCACAGCAGUGCCCUGUCCGGCUACACCUACGCCGCCCGUGGACAGGCCAUCAGCGAGGACGAGGAGGACGACGAAGAUUAGAGUGCCAAAGCACACCACACAUCUGUCUUCCAACACCGGCAAGCCAACCUCAGAAACCAAGCAAUCCCUUCACCAGUUUUGCGUUCUGUGUUAUUAACCCAUAUGAAGGCUUAAAACGGAGUGCUGUGCAGAACUUGUUAACUGUGAGUCACUUACGGUGGUUUUUACGUCAAUGUCAGCGAUGGGAUGUGAGUAUUUAAACGCGUGGGAUUGGCUUUUGUGGUGUUUUAGAUCGAGUGCUCAUGGUAUUGAGUUUCCUUUUAAUUUCAGUUUUAAAAACUUUUGUUCUUAUUAUUAUAGUACGUAAUUGUUUGACAUCUCUCAGGUCACGUGUCUCUUCUUAUAAUGGCCGAGAUUGAUGUUUGAUGUCCAAAACACUGCAACUCAUAACUGUAAGAUGACUACAAAUAACUAUACUAAAAGAGCUGUCGCACAAUCAGUGUUGUGGUCAAUAAUUCCUGUUGAUUAGCUAAAACAUAUUAAUAUUAGUGAGAAGAGGAUUUGAAUUUCUUGCUUCAGAACUCUUCAAUGACAUAAAAAGUUGCCCAAAGUUUUAGAAACAGUUCAACUGUGGCAACAAAAUGUAGCAGAGCUGUUUUAAUAUAGUUUUGUCACAAAGCCCUGUUGAUUUCUCACUGUGAUUGUUUUCAGAGUUCUUAAAGGGAUAGUUCACUAGAAAUUGAAAAUUUGCAGUUCUACUCGCCUUCUGGUCAUAUUGGUUAUUCUCACCCCCCGAAGAAGUACAUUUUAAUCCUUUUUUUUUUUUUUUUUCUGAAAUCAUGGUCUUUAGAAAUUAAAAACAAUAAACAGUCAUGGCCACAAUUGUUGGCACCCCUGAAUUUUUUUUUCCAGAAAGCACAUUGAGAAGAAAUUAAACAGGGGUGCUAAUUAUUCAGGGGGGCUAAUAAAUCUGACUUCAACUGUGUGUG
Danio rerio (zebrafish) is the source of this 2373-nucleotide messenger RNA. Lineage: Eukaryota; Metazoa; Chordata; Actinopteri; Cypriniformes; Danionidae. The record is from RefSeq and is a predicted model, not a curated record.